This is a messenger RNA of Argentina anserina (silverweed cinquefoil), 637 nucleotides long. Its product is annotated as photosystem I reaction center subunit IV B, chloroplastic. Gene Ontology annotation, cellular component: photosystem I reaction center; photosystem I. The transcript is spliced from 3 exons. NCBI's taxonomy places the organism in Eukaryota, Viridiplantae, Streptophyta, Magnoliopsida, Rosales, Rosaceae. Gene Ontology annotation, biological process: photosynthesis. Bases 110 to 538 code for a protein of 142 amino acids. The record is from RefSeq and is a predicted model, not a curated record.
UGGGACAAUUCAUUCAAAGCCUCUCAAUCUUCUUUGGCUUCUUCUUUCUUAAUCUAAUUUUUCUCCACACACUUACGUUCAUCACAAACAGAAAGAAAGAGACCAAGAAAUGGCUAGCUGCAGCAUGGCAUCAGCGGCCUCAGGAUUUAUUGUCACACCUAAUGUUGCAACCGGCAACGCUGCCUCGGCUGGCAGGACUAGCAUGUUGGUUUUCUCUUCCAAGACCAACACCAAUGCCAGAACAAGCAGUGGUAGGUUUGUGAUCAGGGCUUCCGAGGAAGGAGCAGCGCCGCCCGCCGCAGCAGCCACCAAGGCCCCCGAAGCAAAGCCUAAGCCACCACCAAUUGGACCCAAGAGAGGCACCAAGGUGAAGAUUCUCAGGAGGGAGUCCUACUGGUUCAAAGGCAUUGGAUCUGUUGUAGCUGUGGAUCAGGACCCCAACACCCGCUACCCAGUCGUGGUUAGAUUCAACAAAGUUAACUACGCAAAUGUGUCCACAAAUAACUAUGCAUUGGACGAGAUUGAAGAAGUUAAAUGAGCUUGUGCUAGCUGCAAUGUAAAUUGUGAUCUUAAUUCUAUUUCUAUCAAUCAGUUUCGUGUUUCAUCCCCUAUGUGUAUCAUACUCUGAUUUCUUCCA